AUGAGUAAAGUCCCCACCCCUAGGUGUAUUAUUGUGAGACACGGACAGACCGAGUGGUCCAAGUCGGGCCAUUACACGGGCAAGACGGACUUGCCCCUGACGAAGUACGGCGAGGGCCAGAUGCUGCGCACUGGGAAGUCCAUCUUCGAGAACAACAGGUUCAUCAACCCGAACCAUAUCACGUACGUGUUCACCUCCCCGCGGUUACGUGCGCGGAGGACCGUCGAGCUCGUGUUGAACCCGCUGACCGAGGAGCAAAGGUCCCGCUUCCGGAUCAUCGUGGACGAGGACCUGGCCGAGUGGGACUACGGUGACUACGAGGGGCUCGUCACGGACGAGAUCGUCGAGCUGAGACACUCCCGCGGGCUGGACAGGGAGCGGCCUUGGAACAUCUGGAGCGACGGGUGCGAGAACGGCGAGUCCACGCACGAGAUCGGCCUGCGUCUGUCCCGCGCGAUUGCCAGGAUCCAGAACCUACACAAAAAGCACUGGGAGGAAGGUAUCCCCUCGGACAUCAUGGUGUUCGCUCACGGCCAUGCAUUGCGGUACUUCGCUGCGUUAUGGUUCCAAUUGGGUGAGGAGAAGGCCUGUGAGACACCGGAGGAGCGUGCGAACCCGCACUCGUACGACGACGACACGGUCCCUUACGUGCAGCUGGAGAAGUACAACUACCUGAUCAAGAACCCGAACUUCCUGCUAGACGCAGGCGGGCUCGGCGUCCUGUCCUACGCGCACCGCAACCUCCACGAACCAUCUCUAGAACUGGCCGGCACGUUCUUGUGUCCACCAGAAGGAGGAGUCGGCAAACAUAGCAAGGUUGUCCCAUCAAGAAAUGAUGCUUGA
Messenger RNA from Huiozyma naganishii CBS 8797, 843 nucleotides. It is a transcript of the gene SHB17, whose product is annotated as sedoheptulose-bisphosphatase. NCBI's taxonomy places the organism in Eukaryota, Fungi, Ascomycota, Saccharomycetes, Saccharomycetales, Saccharomycetaceae. The transcript has a single exon. Gene Ontology annotation, molecular function: sedoheptulose-bisphosphatase activity. Gene Ontology annotation, biological process: ribose phosphate biosynthetic process. The record is from RefSeq and is a predicted model, not a curated record. Bases 1 to 843 code for a protein of 280 amino acids.